Molecule: messenger RNA, 177 nt
Organism: Effrenium voratum
Lineage: Eukaryota; Dinophyceae; Suessiales; Symbiodiniaceae
Source: the annotation of a GenBank genome assembly
GCAGAUGCCGCUCGCCUCACUUCUUCGCCCCUGUGGCGGUGUAGCAAGAACCUCUCGCUCUUCACGUACGGAUGGUUUGUGCUGGGCAUCAUUUGGGUUGUGAACUCCAGCUCAGCAUCCUGCACGGGAGCAUACAGGCUCACCGUGGCCAUCAUCUUCCAGGCGUUCCUCAGGGUU